Ostrea edulis (European flat oyster) is the source of this 3397-nucleotide messenger RNA. Its product is annotated as E3 ubiquitin-protein ligase TRIM71-like. The transcript has 2 exons. NCBI's taxonomy places the organism in Eukaryota, Metazoa, Mollusca, Bivalvia, Ostreida, Ostreidae. Gene Ontology annotation, biological process: protein polyubiquitination; proteasome-mediated ubiquitin-dependent protein catabolic process. The record is from RefSeq and is a predicted model, not a curated record. Bases 355 to 2031 code for a protein of 558 amino acids. Gene Ontology annotation, molecular function: zinc ion binding; protein binding; ubiquitin protein ligase activity.
UAAAAACACAAAUUCGAAAAUAUAUGCAGGCUUUGUAGAAGUUAAUUCAUAAUGUUCAAAAUGCACAAUGCUUACAUGAACGCUGAAAAUAUGGGUUAUACACUCAAUGGCACAGCGCCCCCGCCCCCUCCCUCAUUGAACAAAACAGUCAAGCUUUUAAAUAUCACAAACUGAGUCAAUGUGGACUUUAAAACUAUUCAAACUGAAAAGAGAUAUCAUUUCACUAUCGUGCAUGUAUAUAGGUCGAUCUCACCACGGUGACGGCGCAAACAUUUGGACUAGACUGAAGGUCGAAAUAACAGGGAGGCCAUGUUGGAUUUACAGUGGAUUACUUGAGCGACUCAGACACCAGAAAUGGACCCGUUUCGCAGAGCCCAGAUCAUCCUACUGUGUGACCUCUGUAAAAAAGCCCACCUUCAGAGUCACUGUGAACGUUGUCAUAUAAAUCUAUGCCAGACCUGUGUUGGGGAGCACCUCUCGGAUUCGUCUAUAAGACACAACGUCGUGCUUUAUAAAUACAGAAAGUCUCUUAACUACUCAAAAUGUCCAGACCACCCAGACAAACAAUGUAAACAUUUCUGUGAGAAAUGUGACAUUCCUGUCUGUUCUACCUGCAUCUCCUCAGAUAAACACAGAGGCCACAACAUAUCAGAUAGUCUGGAAAAUCACGGAUCUAAAACAGAAAGUUUACAAAAAGAUUUAGAAGAAUUCGAGACCAGAAUUUAUCCUCAAUAUGAAGAAAUGGCGUCCGAUGUCCAAACUGAGAAAGCCGAGUUAGAAACGAAAUACGGGAAACUGACAACAGCCGCCGAUCAACAUGGAGAAAUCUUACACCGGGAGAUUACCACCAUUGUCUACGAGCGGAAAUCCGACAUUGCGGAGAUGAAAAGCAAACACCUGGCCGCUCUCAAUAAAAAUACAGAUGAAAUUACAAACCGAAUUACAGAACUCAGACAGAUCAUUCAGGACCUGAAGAAAAUACUGGACUCCAAUGACGUCUCCUUAACCUCAUCUUACAAAUCUAGGAAUUCCGAAUUUAGAACAUUACCGCCUAAAGUCCGAGUCACAUUACCGAGUUUCUCUCCUCAGAAAAUAAACAAAGAUCAGCUCAGUGAAAUGUUCGGUUCUCUGUCGCCAUUAUCCAUUAACACAGAACAUGGCGACACAAUGAAGUCAGCAGAAGCUGUAUCGUCUCCUCCAGUCAAACCAUUACUUGAUGGCCCGUGCCUCAUCGCCUCCAUAGACACUGGGUAUAGAGAACUAUACCGUGUUAGCUGUCUGAGUGAAGAUCAAGUUUGGACAUGCGGGAAUAGCAAAAGCAUGACGCUCCUCAACCACCAGGGUAAACUACUGACAUCAAUAUAUAUCGGAACAGGAAGAAUGACAGGGAGAAUGCCAGGGGACAUAGCAGUGACACGGGACAGAGAUCUUGUUUAUACUGACCCUAAUAAAAGAACUAUAAACUUAGUUAAGAAUAAACAGAUACAGACCGUGAUCACACUACAGGGGUGGAGACCUCGCGGUGUCUGCUGUACCGCCUCUAACCAUCUCCUGGUUACCAUGGUCAGUGAUGAUGAAACACAAUCCAAAGUCGUGCGUUACUCCGGCUCCACAGAGAAACAAAGCAUUCAGUUUGAUGAUCAGGGUUGUACUCUCUAUUCAUCUGGUGGUUUAUAUUAUAACUAUAAAUACCUCAGUGAGAACAGGAACCUGGAUAUCUGUGUGGCUGACAAUGAAGCUAGUGCAGUAGUGGUGGUCAAUCAGUCAGGAAAACUCCGAUUUAGAUACACUGGUCAUCCCCUUAAUACCGAGGAAUUAUUUGAUCCAGUCGGCAUCACUACAGACAGCCAGAGUCACAUCCUGACAGCAGACCAUGACAAUGACCGUAUCCACAUCCUAGAUCAGGACGGACAGUUCCUCCGCUACAUUCACUGUGAUUUAGAGUAUCCACGGGGUUUAUGUGUGGACAUCAGAGACAACCUCUUUGUGGCUGAUGGAGAUAAUACUGUGAAGAAAAUUCAGUAUCUAUAAAUAAUUCUGUUUUGAUUUUAGAUCUGUUUAAGUACAUCAGGAUGUUAAUUACAGCUCUACAGACUGUGGAAUGACGUCACGGUGCCGGUUACAUCUGUGUGUUACAUAAUGUUUCUGUAACUAACACCUGUAUAAUUACAGUAAAUGUGAUUUUCUUUAAGUGUGCUAAGUUACUGAUUGAUCAUGUUUAAUUAUAUAUUUUAAUACCUGUAUCGUAUAUCAAUAUAUUAUAUAUACUAUAGAGAAACAUUUUGAUUUAAGAAAUGAAACUUAUAAUUCUUUGUUUGAUGCAUGUAUCAAACGAAACAUUGGACGGAAAACUUCAUCAAUGCGCGUAGCGCAUUGAUGAAAAAGUUUUCCGUCCAAUGUUUUGUUUGAUACAUGCAUCAAACAAAGAAUUAUAAGUUUCAUUUCUUAUCAUUUAAUUAUGUUUUUAAGAUAGAAAACCAAAUGGUUUCUCUCAUCAAAAAACUUGAAUUAACGUUUCUGAAAUGGCGCGUAGGAAUACAUACAGGCAAGACAAAAACAAAACGGCAUGGCUGUGCGUUCAGGUCAGGAACAGUUACUGUGCAGAUUUAAAUGGAUUAUACGCCAAAUUAAAGGUGCAAUUGUUAAAAGCUGAAUUAAAUAUAAAGGAAGAUAACAAGUGGUGACUGGAUUUAUGCUGCGUCGUGUUGGAGGAGACGUUGAACACUGGUUGUGUCGUUGGAACGGUGGAAUGCAAUUCGGCUCCAUUUCAAUAUCGAGGAAAACGUUCAAAACGCACUCGUUGACUGAGCCCCAUAUAAUGCAGUUCAAUUUCAUUGAUAUUUACCAGAUCAGAAGUCGCCACUUGCUCCGUCAUGUUAUCGAUCUCGUAAAGCAGACGAUUCAUACCGGGAACUCGUGUAAUCUGUCUACUUCUACCAGUAAGUGGUCUACGUCAUCAAAUUGACUAUUCUGUCACGUCAUCGCCUAUGUAUGUUGUUUUUUUUAAAUUAAUUUGCAUUUUAUUCAUAUCUUUAGUUGUGCUAAUUUUUGAUAGCAAUGAAAAACAAAUGCAUUUCGUUAUAUAUAAAAUGCCUGUGUGGAAAAUCCCGUUCUAUAAAUAGCGCUAAAAUUAGAACGGGGAAGACGCAUUCCAGAGAAAAGUAGUCCCGCGUGCUUAGUGCAGAUGAACUCCGAACGAAAUUUUGACAGAGAAAUCAAACGAAUUUUUCAACCAAUCAGCAUCGUUUAUAAGUCAUCACUUUAAAAGUUAUUAAAUGAUAUCUGUAUAAUGUUUCAAUGUAUAAUUUAUAGAUAAAUUCUCAUUGCUAAUGACAUCUUUUUAUAUAAGUUUUCAAUGUACAGUUUAUAUAUUAUAGAUAAAUACAGUCUUACAUUA